Acanthoscelides obtectus is the source of this 1826-nucleotide messenger RNA. Lineage: Eukaryota; Metazoa; Arthropoda; Insecta; Coleoptera; Chrysomelidae. The record is from the annotation of a GenBank genome assembly.
AAGCUAUAAAGGCGUGUCUUCUAGCUUUUUAAACUAGUAUUUAUUUUUCAUUUUUUAUUUUGUGGACUUAUGGUAGUGAAAUAUCUUACGAAUCAUUUCGUGAUAUAAUCAUUUCAGUUAAAGCUUCACUGUUGCAUGGAGUUUUUCCUGUCAACUUAGAGUAAUCAAGUUCUUCAAUCCGAAUACCGCUUGUCCAGCAACAAACAGUCGCGAGCCUAGAUAAAUGACUGCAUGAUCGACUGAACAACCUUGCAUCUUGUGGACGGUCGAAGCCCAACUCAAGAUUAAUGGCAACAUUCGCAAUGAACAAGGUGAUAAUGCACUACUUUGAAAAAGUAUCUGCCUCAGUUGUGCUGUGCCGAGUACCCACACCAACAAAGAGGUUAUCCUACUUCAUUGUGAUACUGAACAUUUUCUCAGUUGCUCUGUAUGUACUGACUGCAGUGAAAACAAAUUUCAUCAUCAGACUGAUGUGGUCCAAAUGCUUGAUUCAUUUGAGGGCUGCCUUGAAUAUCGUACAACCCGACGUUCGAGAGCCGAUAUACGUUACUGCUGAUUUCACAUUUUUUGGUUGUAUGGUAAUCUAUAGCGCUAUUUCGAUAGCUACAAUAGUGACCUUCAACAUUCGUCUUGACUACAAGGAACUGUUUGUGGACGCAUUCGCGAACAUCUCCCAUAUAAUCGUGACGAGUCUUGUCUGCAACGUAACAGAAAUGAUAAAGUUGUGCUACAAACACUACGAAUCGAUGUUAGAACAUGCUUUUAUGAAGAACUACGCUGAUCAGUAUACGAUUUCAAUCAUAAAAAAUGUGAAAGCCAGCUACUUGGAAGUGACCUUCGCAACAGAUCGCCUGGUAUCUGUGUUUGGGUUGACUGUGGCGCUGCUGUACUUGAGAACUAUUGUGGCUGUUGUGUACUGUCUAGUAGUGAUAGCAACUGGAGAUAGUACGCCUAGACUGCGACUAUACAGUAUGCUUCUCGUUCAUUCAGUACUGCCGAUUGUGAUAUCGCUUUGUUGUGACUCAGCAGCAAAGGCCUCAGAAGACCUCACAGACAAAUGCUUUGAACUGGACGUCCGCACUUACACAAAUGGUUUCGUCGAAAGCGAAAUGGAAAGCUUGAAAGAGCUGCUGGUGACACAGAAACCAAAUUUAACAGCUGAUGGAUUCUUUACGACCAACAGACCCACCUUGCUGUCUGCUGUAUCUGCUGCGGCAACUUAUUUUAUCGUUUUUCUGCAGUUUUGGCAGGCAGGCAUCCAGAAUGUCAAUUAAGCUGAUCAGCUAUGAAAGAAUAGCUUUUAGCUAAUUUUUUUCCCUUCCGUGGCUGUGUUGUAAUGCGCAAGUGCAUGUCCAAUAGAUAGGGUGAAUUAUUAGUGUAUAAUCGGUGUAUACGAGGGAUGUCUUUUAAGUUUUGCAUAUGGAAAUAAAACAACACGGUAGGUAGUUUUAAAUGACCUUAUUGUUUUUCGAAGUAUUCUCCACGAAGAUAAUACACAUCUGCAUGCGCUCGAACCAAUUUUUGAAGCACUUAUUCCACUCGUUUGCUGGCUGAUCCAAAACGGCAUUUUUGAAUGCGUUAACUGCUUCUUCUGGUAAAUGGAACCUUUGACCACGCAGUCUGUUUUUCAUUUUCGGGCAAGCAAAGAAAUCGUUAGGACUUAGAUCGGGACUAAAUGGAGGAUGGUUCAAUAAUUUCACGUUUUCUUCCGUUAAAUACUGCCUUGUUUUUUGGGCUGUGUGCGAGCUUGCAUUGUCUUGGUGGAGGAUGAUUCUUCUUUCGGGGUUGAUUUAUCGAAGCUCGGUGAUGACUUUUCGCAAACAAAU